Molecule: messenger RNA, 3760 nt
Organism: Tachysurus vachellii
Lineage: Eukaryota; Metazoa; Chordata; Actinopteri; Siluriformes; Bagridae
Gene: prpf4bb
Product: pre-mRNA processing factor 4Bb
Exons: 15
Coding region: 88-3153 (1021 amino acids)
Biological process (GO): peptidyl-serine phosphorylation; peptidyl-threonine phosphorylation; mRNA cis splicing, via spliceosome
Molecular function (GO): ATP binding; protein serine/threonine kinase activity
Source: RefSeq, a predicted model, not a curated record
CACUUGGGGGCGAAACACUUCAGUUUGACUUUGUCUCCAUAAUAUUAUCACCAGUGAAGAAAAAACAGCGGCCACUAGGUGAGGAAAAUGGCCGAUGUGGAAAUGGACUUACAAAGGUAUGGGCUGAUUAAUGGUAAAGAAGAUUUGGAGAGUCUGCAGAGGAGUGGAAAUGAAAACAGCGAAAUGUCUGAAGAGGACGGGGGUGAGGAGGAGGGUGCAGAGGUAAAUGGAGUGAACCAGGAUGAAACUUCCAAACAUCGCAGCAAACACAAGAAAAAGAAACACAAGCACCGCAGCAAGCACAAAAAGCAUAAACACACAUCAGAGGAGGAGAAGGCACACAGGCGCAAACACAAGCAUAAACACAAGAAGCACAGGCGCAAAGAGGGGAUAUUGCCAUCCUUGGGAACCAUUGACAAGAAGGCUGAUGAAGCCUUCCCUUAUUCUGAGAAUCAGAAUGUGGAUGACCGGGCUUUGUUGGAGGACUUGGAGAAGCAGAGAGCUUUGAUCAAAGCUGAGCUGGAUAGCCAGCUGAUUGAAGGUAAGGUGCAGUCUGGAAUGGGCCUAAUCCUGCAGGGCUAUAAUUCAGGCUCUGAGGAGGAUGGAGAGGGACGGAGGCCCCCUAAUGGAGACCAGUGCCUGAAAGGAAGUGGGGGUAAAACACGCUCACCAAGGGACCAUAGUGAUAGGGGUGGCAAAACCAGACAUAACUCACCAGAUAUUAAAACCAACACAAAACACCAUAGCCAAUCUAGAGAGAGAGACAGAACAGCAAGGGACAGCAGAGGCAGCCGACUGAGUUAUGGUGGGAAAGAGACAGCCAAGGAAUGCAGCAGAUCCAAAGGUAGGAAGAGUUCACAGAGCCAGAACCGAUCUCAUGAUGGAGUAAAGAAAUCACUUUCUCCAUCCAGCAGCAGGCGCUCAUCAGAAAGAAAAAACGAUCAAAAGGGGUGCUCAACAGAGGGAAAGGAGGCAAGAACAGAAAGCCACCCUUCACAUGCAGAGGAAAGAAGGGCUACUCAAGAGCAGGACAAGCAGCGAUCAGGUUCACCAGCACACUCAAGCAAUCAGAGGUCUCAUUCCAAAGAUGGCCACACUGAGGCAGACAGAGACAAGAGGCCCUGCAAAUCGCCAUCCAAAGAUGCCUCAUCAGGAAAAGAGAACCACUCACCGUGUCACAGGCGGGCAUCAAGUCCACGGCACUGCCGUAGUUCUUCCACCCACCAGAGGGAGCGCCAGUUCCAUCAGGCAGCAUCGUCAGGAUCCAAACAUAGCUAUUCUCCUUCCAGGAACCGGUCCCCUGCAAGGAGGGGCCACAGCCACUCAGCUGAUCGCAGAAGAGAUUCGCCAUCUAGGAAGCGCUCCCGUGUAGAUGGGACUGGAAGGUCAUAUGAGAUUAGCCCAGCACGACGAAGAGUCAGCCGCUCUCCACUCAGACGAAAGUCUUUGUCCCCACGACGACAGACACGCCCCUCACCUAGAAGGCGGAGUCGAUCUCCUUUUAGGCGAAGGUCUGGUGAGAGAGAUCGAUUUAGCCGCACCAGGGUUCGCCGCUCCACAUCCAGAGAACGUGAGCGCAGAAGGAGGUGGAGCCGAGCUGAGGACAAGUACAAGGGGAGUCUGUCAGAGGGCAUGAAGUUGGAUCAGGAGUCAUCCUCUGACGAUUUAAUGGAAGAUUUUGAUGCUGAAGAGGAGGAUGAGGAGGCUCUGAUUGAAAAGCGGCGGCAGCAGAGACUGGCUAUAAUGCAGAAAUACAGGACAUUAAACGAAGACAGCAACAUGGGCUCAAUGGCUUCAGAGCCAAGCAGUCCCCAGAGUAGCAUACGCAGUCGCUCUGCCUCACCAGACGACAUCCUGGAGCGUGCUGCUGCUGAUGUUAAGGAGUACGAGCUUGAAAAUGUGAACACCUUUGAGGCCAAUGUGAAGGCCAAGCACAACCUCAUUGCCCAAGAAAAAGAGAGUGAGAACCUGUUACUUCACAGCAGAGAAGGAAUCAACCUGAAGAAAUCCUCUGCCCCUGACAUGUUUAUAGAAUCUGAUGACAUGUUUGCUGCAGAUUUUGAUAGUGCCAGGCUUAGGGCUUUUGGAGUUGGCAAAGACUUUAAGGAAAAUCCAAAUCUCAGAGACAACUGGACUGAUGCUGAAGGAUACUAUCGUGUGAACAUUGGUGAGACGCUGGAGAAGCGCUACGAUGUCUAUGGUUACACAGGGCAGGGAGUAUUCAGCAAUGUUGUCCGGGCCAGAGACGUUGCUCGUGCUGGCCAAGAGGUGGCAGUCAAGAUCAUCCGCAACAACGAGCUCAUGCAAAAGACAGGACUGAAGGAGUUGGAGUUUCUGAAGAAGCUUAAUGAUGCUGAUCCAGAUGAUAAAUUCCAUUGCUUGCGCCUCUUCAGACAUUUCUACCACAAGCAGCACUUGUGUCUGGUGUUUGAGCCUCUUAGUAUGAAUCUUCGUGAGGUCUUAAAGAAGUAUGGUAAAGAUGUAGGCCUUCACAUUAAAGCUGUUCGCUCGUACAGCCAGCAGCUCUUUCUGGCCUUAAAGCUUCUGAAGCGCUGUAAUAUUCUGCAUGCUGACAUCAAACCUGACAACAUAUUGGUAAACGAAUCAAAGACCAUUCUCAAAUUGUGUGAUUUUGGAUCAGCCUCACAUGUGGCUGAUAAUGACAUUACACCUUACCUGGUUAGCAGGUUCUACAGAGCACCCGAGAUCAUCAUCGGGAAGCCGUACGAUUAUGCAAUCGAUAUGUGGUCAGUAGGUUGCACUCUGUAUGAGCUUUAUACAGGGAAGAUCUUGUUUCCUGGCUCUUCCAACAAUCAUAUGAUCAAACUGGCCAUGGAUCUUAAAGGAAAGAUGCCCAACAAGAUGAUUCGAAAAGGUUUGUUUAAAGACCAACACUUCGACCAGAACCUAAACUUUCUGUACAUAGAAGUCGAUAAAGUGACUGAAAGGGAGAAAGUGACAGUGAUGAGCACUAUUAACCCCACUAAAGACUUGCUGGCAGACCUGGUUGGUGUCCAGAGACUCCCAGAAGAGCAGAGGAAAAAAGUGAUGCAGCUGAAGGAUCUGAUCGAUGGCACCCUGAUGUUGGACCCAGCUAAACGCAUCAGUAUAAAUCAAGCCCUACAGCAUUCAUUUAUUCAGGACAAGAUCUGACCUUAUUCUUGUAACUUUUUUGCUAUUCCACUGGAAUUACAGCCCUUCUCCUGGAUAUGUACCAUUCUCUGAAAGUUUACUUCUGAUCCCAGUCUGAUGUACCAUUUUUGCUAAUUUAAAUGUAAACAGAUGCUUAGCAGUGUUGGAGAAGAGGGUGGAGUUGAGCUCUUAAGAAAGCAGAUAGAGGGUUCUUAACCACAGCACUGACAUUAGACUGAACCAACAAACUAUAUCUUAGAAUGUUUGGAAUUAUUGGAGAUUUUUUUCUUUUUGUUUGGUUUAUAAGCAUUUCUUGUUCUGCUUAUUACAUUCUUUGAAUGAUCAGUUUUUUAUUGCAAGUAAUCCAUUUGUAAUUACAUGUUCACAUGAGACAGAGGUUUUUUCUGCUAUUAGGUUUUGAUUUAUCACCUAUUUAAACUGUGGAUGUUGUCUGUGACAACUUGGUGGAAACAACAGUAAGGACUGGUUAUUAAGAUGUUGAAUAUGCAUGCACAUAUAUAAGCAGUGUGAACAUGAAAGUGCCAUUGUUCGCAUACUUGCCGGCAUUGCGUAUGUACAUCUGGAAGAUUAAAAGCAACAUCCACUAUAUCAUGUGCCAAACAUGAAA